Messenger RNA from Microstroma glucosiphilum, 4860 nucleotides. RefSeq lists its product as hypothetical. Bases 225 to 4607 code for a protein of 1460 amino acids. The transcript is spliced from 2 exons. The record is from RefSeq and is a predicted model, not a curated record. Lineage: Eukaryota; Fungi; Basidiomycota; Exobasidiomycetes; Microstromatales; Microstromataceae.
CCAUCACUCACCUUCACCAUCGUUCCUCAUCCUUCAUCUCCUGAGACCUCACAGGCCGCUCAUACCCUUAGCGAGACGCUGCCUGUGCUGGAUAUUGCUACACCAGGCAAGCUCAUCACCCCACACCCCCCGAGUGAGCCAGGCGGUCGGGCCUCCACUGAUAGACGGCCUCUCUCCCCUGGCAUUGGUACCUCUCCUAGCCCGGGUUCUCCCUCCUCGUAACAAUGACGACGAGGAGCACGAGGUCCACGAGGUCUGGAAGAGAGAGAAUCUCUGACGGAGACGUCUAUGUAUUCCUCCUUCAGGUUGCCGUCCUCUCCUGGUCGUCACAUCAGCGCCAGCUCGAAGCCUCACGGCCUCCCAUAUCCAGGGGGGAGAGCUCAGCCUCUGCUUCUCUCUCUUCGAAGAAGGCAGGCGAUUAUGGGGGUAGCAGCAGUAAUACUAGUGGUGCUAGCUCGUCCAAGUCAGACUGGAUGUCCUUGGGGGGACUGAUGGACGUUGUCGGAGCCUCCUCUCGCGGAGGGGAGGUCAAGUUCCCAGAGAAGCUCAUAAAGCGAUUGAAUGAUCGUCUAGAGAAGAUCAUCAAAGGGCAGGACACAAUAUACAAGGACAUCUCCCUGAGGUCGACUAUUGCUCGAUUCUAUGGUACCUUCAAGGAGGACAGCUUCCAACGCCAACUCAAGACAAACCGGAAGAUUGAGCCUUUGAUUCUGAUCUUUGUGACGAAGGCGCAGGAGGCGCUCAAGAAAGGAGUGCCUUCGCAGAAGGCUCUGUCUGAUGAAGAGCUCAAGGCUGAACUGAAUAAGCAGGUGGGGCAAUUUGUCAAGAUCAUUCGAGAAUCGCUGGAUACAGUCCAUGGCGUGUCUAAGGAGCUCAGGGAGAGGCUGGAUAGCUACCAGUCUACUCUGGUACCUAGGCCAACCAGCCUCUCGGUCCCGGCCGGCUCAGCAUCGACGUCUGCUUCGAUGGCAGCAGGGUCCACAUCCGCUUCCAGCUCGUCAACUGGUACCACAUUAGUGAACGGAAGCAGAAGAGGGAGUUCGGCAAGCACUGCGCUUCCGCUACCGGAUCCCAUCAGGGAUAGUGAAAUGAUCAGGAGCGUUGGAGAGCUGUUUGCGGUGGACUCAGAGCAGCUCCUGAAAGAUGUGGAAUUCAUGAAGGCAACGUGUACCGAACAGGCCGCCAUGAUCGACCUCAAGCACUGUGUCAAGAACAUCAAUCUGAAAGCUUCGUGGCCAGGACGCCGGGAAGACUUUGAGACGGAGCAAGCGUAUCAGCAUUGGAGGACACAAGAGCUCCAGAAUCUUUCCGAAGUCAUGAUGCAGAUGUGCCAGUCAAAUCCUGUGCUCCUAAAGACGACUUCAAGAUCGUCUACGAUAUCGACAUCAGCGGAUGCUGGCGGCGCUACUCGCAAAAGGACGAUUGACUCUGCGGGCGUCGGCAGUGCAGGCACUGCCCCCGUUGAAGUCUCGGCUGCCGUUGAAGCCGGGGAAGGCGCACCGGAUGCUGAUACCCUCAGUCAAGCCGUCGAUGAAGAAGAAACAUUCGAAGGCUUUACCUACGUGCCGCCGGAUCCCAAGGCCUUCUAUCGAAGAGCGUUGGAGCUCUCCAUCGACUUUGACCUUGAACAGAUCAAGCAGCAGCCAGAGGAGGAAGAAGUGUCACUGAGUAUCCUCUCACGGCAGCACGUGGAGCUGCUAAACGAAUGCGCUCUGCGCUGGAGGCUGGGGCCUUCGUACCGGACGGUUGUUAAUCUGGACGUCAUGAAGGAGAAAUUUGACAGAGGAGAGGUGCCGCUGGACUGCAUUUCAGAGGCUUUGACCACCACUCAGAGCGUCGUGCAGGAGAUCAAUGUCGAUCUUUGGAUGAAGUCGGACUAUGUGCUACUUGUCCGCAUCUUCUCCUCGCUCUUCGACUCCUUCCUGCGGUCGAUCUACGAAGCGUUCCAAGAUCUUCACAAUGUCGACCCGGAAGACAUUCAACCCUACGUGGUCAUGGCUGAAGAGCUUCACGCUUCACAGCUGGUCAGGACGAAUCAGGACUCCAAUGGGACAAUAGUCGAGAUGGAUCGACACACCGAAGAGCUCAAGGAUGGCAUUAGAAUCAUGGCUAUCCACGAGUACACUGCCAAGACAACUGAGCUCUUCUCGCAAGCAGUCGACAAUGAGGUUGUCCCGCUGAUACAGCUCAUCGAUUGGCUACAAAAAGGCGCCAAGAGGCUCGACAAACGAUACCCCGACCCAAUCUUUGGCUCGAUAGACCCAGUGCGUCAUCUCCUCGAGAAACAAGUGCCGCUAUUCCUCGAUGACCUGCAGUCGAUGAAGCAGCAGGUCCUACAACAUGCCUUGAGAGAGCGAGAGCCGCUGGCAUUCGAGGACAUCUAUACCCUGUACAACCGCGUCAAGGAGCUUCUCAAGAUGUACCUGGCCUUCGCGCCUGAUGGAGACGUGUCCUUCAGCGUUGGCGACUGGUUUGAGCCUCACAUCAAGCACUGGCUCGUCAAUACUGAUCGGAAGACUGGCGAGUGGGUCAACAAUGCAAUCGCCUCUGAUCAAUUUGUCCCACUCGAUGUGGAGGGCGCUGUGCACAGCUCCUCCAUCGAUGAUCUCUUUGGGGCUCUGGGCCAGCCGCUGGAAUUCAUCCAAUCGCUGAAAUGGCCAGAUGAAUACCAAAGUGCUCGCUUUCUGACAGACCUGUCCAAGACAAUCUCAAAGUCCAUCGAGAUGUAUUGUCAUCGAGUCGAAGAGCUGUUCAUGGAUGAGAUGUUUCCUCGUACUGCCGAGGGCCAAGACACAUCGCAGAAGCAGUCAGCGUGGAUGGUCAAGGCUAAGCAGACUCUGCAAGGUACCCAGAAGGUGGAGCCUUUCCACUUUCAGGAAACGUCUUGUGUAAAGCUGAAUAACAUCGAAGCAGCACGGCUCUUGCUGGACAAGCUCUACACGAAAGUGGAAGCCGAUAAACAGGCUCAGAUAAUCCGAGAGGCGGGCAUGGAUGCCGCGGACAAGCAGCCAUCGGAGCGAUUCAUCUUCACCAUCAAGGUCGUCUUGGGCGAAAAUUUGCAGCCUAUACGCGACGUGAGCGGAAAGGCGCGAAUCGAUUCUUUUGUGACGCUCAGUGACGAGAGGGGCAACAAAAUUGCAAAAACGAGGACAAUCUAUGAGACUCCUGAUCCGAGGUGGGAUGAGGCAUUUGACGUCACUGUCAAUAAGCCGAUGUGGCUCGCUGCUACCGUCUGGGAUCGGAAGCUCGUAGGCGAUCACAAUCUUUGUGGCAGAGCCUUCCUUCGCUUGGACCCUCGUUUCUUUGGUGACUUUUUGAAUCACGAGCUAUGGCUCGAUCUCGAUCCUCAGGGCAAGCUGCUGAUGAGAGUCAGUAUGGAGGGCGAGAAGGAUGACAUUCUCUUCUACUUUGGUCGGGCCUUCCGUUCGCUGAAGCGGGCAGAGAGCGACAUGGUGAGGACAAUUGUGGAUAAGAUGUCCAUCUUCAUUCGCCAAUGCCUGUCGAGAUCUGUGCUCAAGUCAUUGGUCAAGACCAGUGGAAUCAAUAUCGAUAAGGCUCUGGGAAACGUCAAGGCGCUGUACGCUCAGGCUCUGGCGAGUACGUCUUCGAGUCCGUCCGUCAUCCCGCCUGUCGAGUCCGAGGCACCAAAAAAGCAACGCCCGGCCGUCUUGACAGACGAAGAGAUCGAAGGUGCAAUUGCCCCUCUCCUCGACUACCUUCACGAAUGUCUCGGCACUCUCAAGAGCAGUCUGAGUGACAGCCAGGCAGAAUUGGUCAUGACGAAAGUGUGGAAGGAAGUCCUUACCACAAUAGAUUCUAUCCUAUUACCGCCGCUGUCCGAUGCUCCAUCCGACCUCUCGCAGCUAUCCGGAAAGGAAGUCGAAGUGGUCUUCAAGUGGCUCAGCUUCCUGCGAAACUAUUUCAAUGCCUAUGACGAAGAGACACAAACCGCUCAUGGUGUUCCCCUGGAAGUCCUGCAGGGGCCCAAGUACCGAGAGAUUGUUGCCUAUACCCUUCACCACGACUCGUCUACAGACGCCCUCAUGGAAGCCUGUGUGCGAGAGAUGCAGCUUCGACUCAGGCGAGCGCCUACAAAGAAGACGAAGAACAAGAGUGUCCUGGAGCAGCGCUCCCUAGGGACAAUCAAGAAGCGGAAACAGGACAAGAAGGUGGACCACGAGGAGCAAGACAAUCUGGAACUCAUCUUGCGUUUGUUGCGCAUGAGGCCCCAUACGGGAGAUUUCUUGCAGCAGCAAUUUGCCACUUUGACAGCUCUGCAGCAAGGACCUAAUGCCCAGCCUCCACCGCUUCCUCGCGGCGGUGGGGCGGGUCAACGCGCUUCCCGCCUCUUUGCUACUCCUCUGAGCGGUCCAAGCGGUGAGGGUGGUCUCUCGCGUCCGAUGGCCCCAGCAAGAGCAGCCUCGCACGAUGUGACCAGUGGGAACACUGUCGGUGGCGGUGUCGAGCUGUCUGAUCCAGGCGCAGAGGUCAGACCAGCGGCAGCGAGUGGGAGAGGCCACUUUUCACGGCCGUCGAUGCUCAGUCGUAGUAGAGUCUCUUCUGGUGGGAGCACUUAUGGUGGUGGGCCGAGACCUUUCAGGGGAUGAGAGAGAAUAGAGUGGCAGAAGAACCUGGCCUGAUAGUCUGGGCUGCAAAUCUUCUUCUUCUUCUUCUUCUUCUUCUUCUUCUUCUUCUUCUUCUUCAUCCGCCGUAGAGUGUCUUGUCUUUCAUACCCUACCUUGUCUCUCCUUCAUCUCAUCUUCCUGCAAUGACCAGUCUGUAGGAAAGUCUCUCCUUUUGAUGCGCAUGUCUAAAAGCGAUAGUCGAUUGUCUAGAGCGCACACACACGUUCACUCAGGC